CUACAUUAUUGUUCCUGAAAUAAACUCUCCGACAUUUGGACACGCGGCUUCAAUCUGCGUCUCCUCUUAGCUGCCGACUAUCACGUCCUUUCUCCGACGCCUUCUGUGUUUUUCACCUCCAAUCAAGAUCCCCCGCGCUGACAACAUGGCUGACAGGAGGAAGCUGGAAGGGUACCAGUUCUGGGAGGAGACCCUGAAGAAGGCGCGCUACGUCGUGGCUCCCAUGGUGGACCAGAGUGAGUUGCCAUGGCGACUGCUGAGCCGCAGGCACGGCUGUCAGCUUGCUUACACGCCCAUGUUCCACGCGGCGCUGUUUUCGCGGGAGGAAACGUACUUCAGGGAUGCCAUGCAGACGUGUCCCGAAGACCGACCGCUCAUUGUGCAGUUCUGUGCGAAUGACCCUGAUAUACUGGUGCAGGCAGCCCUGCUGGCUCAGGACCACUGCGACGCUAUAGAUCUCAACCUGGGAUGUCCGCAGUCCAUUGCUCGAAGGGGUCACUAUGGAGCGUUUCUCCAGGAUGACUGGGAUCUGAUCCGUAGGUUGGUGUCUGCCGUGCAUGAACGGUGUUCAGUGCCUGUAACCUGUAAGAUUCGAGUCUUCCAAGAUGUGAAGAGGACAGUGGAGUAUGCUCAGAUGCUGGAGAAAGCAGGAUGCCAGCUCCUGACGGUCCAUGGACGUACCAAGGAACAGAAGGGGAGUCUGACAGGUCUGGCCAGCUGGGAGCACAUCAAAGCUGUCAAGGACAGUGUGAAGAUCCCUGUCUUUGCCAAUGGGAACAUCUUAAACCUGCAGAGUGUUGAGAGGUGUAUGAAGGAAACGGGGACGGAUGGAAUCAUGACAGCAGAGGGAAACCUGCACAACCCUGCCCUGUUUGAAGGGAAGAACCCGCCUGUGUGGGAGAUGGCUGACGAGUAUUUGCAGCUGGUCAGGGAGAACCCAUGUCAGCUGUCUGCAGUCAGGGGGCAUCUCUUCAAACUCUGGCACCACAGCCUUCAGAUCCACACAGACAUGCGGACUGCCUUGGCACAGGGCAAGACUUUCGAAAGCCUAGUUGAAGUGUCUGAAGAAAUGAAGAAACGCUGUCAGGAGGAGGCGUCCAAGCCUGGUGCAGAUCAGCCGACUAACGGCCUACCCUUCCCACACUGGAUCUGUCAGCCGUACAUCAGGCCAAGGGGUGAUCAGAAAGAGAGGGAGCAGGCCAACAAGGAGCGACCACCAAAACGGCACUUAAAUCAGGAAGGAGAAAAUGCUGGGUUGUCGCGGAACCAGAUCAAACGGAGGAUGCGCUACCCGCACAAAAACUUCCUUAGCAAAGGGUUGGGGCCAUGGAUUGCUUGUGAGAAGUGUGGAAACCCAAAGGGCCUGAACUGUGUCUUUAGCUUGUGUCGAGCCUGCUGUAAGGUCCAGGCACAUGCAGAGAAGAUGGACUGUCCAAGUCACCGACUCUGGUUUAAAACCAAGGAGGAGCGACGAAGGUUAUGGGAGGAAAAGAAGCACCAAAAACAACAAGAAAACACAAGCAAUGAACAUGAAGACAACACAUCACCUGAUCCAGACAAUCCAAAUAAUUCUGUAAAGAAUGAAGAUGGCUCACUGACUACUCAGGUUGAGGAGAAGUGUGAAGUAAAUGGGAAAGAGACUCAGGCCUCUCAGCAUGGAGGCGGCCCAGUUCUGUCAGAAAAGGCCCCUGUGGUGCCGCCUCAUCAUCAACAAGACCCCAAAGGUGCAGAGGCAGAUGAUAAGAUGCCUGAUAUUAAAAAUGGUGACAUUCAGGACUCCCCACCUACCAAAGUGUGCCUGCUUGAUACAGACUGAGACACUACUAGGGGCAGGCCGUAGGGGGGACUCCGAAGUUAAGGCUGGAGUAAACAUCUAAGCACAACAAGUAACAAAAGAACAGGAAGCAAAGGAGGAAAAUGGUACAUGGACCAAAUAAAGCCAGGGUAUUGCAAUUGUUCAGAAAAUGUCAUAAAUAUUCUCACAAUUUAGUUGUUAGGUCAUCUUUUGAUGAAUAAGAAAAGGAAAAGUUAUGGUGAAUUACAUUGUAAGUCUUAAUUUAGCUUAUUAUUGUACUUAUUUAGCAAUGUUAGUUUACUAUUGUUGAAAGCAAUGAUUUGUAGCAAUGAAGUUGAAGUAGUAUGCUGUACAGUCUAUCAUUUGCAGCUUUAUCAUACCACAAUUCUAGAUUAGUCACAGCAUCCAAGUCUACAUGAACCAACAUGUAUUACAGUCAAGACGCAAAUUUAAAAGUGAACGCAAUUAUAGUGAUUCAUAGAAACUUGAGUCUGAUGUUUACCUCUGUUUCAUGCUACAUUUGUAAGUCAUUUAUUUCAACUUUGUCAGAACAGUCUUUGUCAGAAAUGUCUCUAAACAUUUGUAGCAACCUUUUAUGUAAAAGAAGACAGUAUGUACUGUUUUUAUGAUGGUGCAACAUGAAGAGCAGCUCAAUGUGAUAAGCCCAGGCAAGUUCUUAGAUGAGUAUAUAAUAAAUUUCUGACAGCCUGCUUCAGCAGAACUAUUUAUAUGUAAUUCAACAAAGAAUUGGGUAUUUGGAAAAAGUCCGUAAACAGUAACUAUUUUGUCUAUUUCUAAAUGGUGUAAUGAGAAAGUUUGUAUCGGCCAGUGUGUGCUUUAUGAAGUCGAGCGUGCUUUAAAUGUUUUGAGAGGGAAGCUAUCACUGGAGAUGCAGUGUAACAAAACUGUUAUUGACGAAGUAUUGUAAAGUCUUCAUCAUCUGUAAAAUCAGUACUAUCAGUAUCCUUUUAUACAUUGUAUGUAGAAAGGAUUGAAAGAAGAAUUGGUCUGGGAAAGUA
Branchiostoma floridae (Florida lancelet) is the source of this 2814-nucleotide messenger RNA. RefSeq names its product tRNA-dihydrouridine(16/17) synthase [NAD(P)(+)]-like. Gene Ontology annotation, molecular function: flavin adenine dinucleotide binding; tRNA dihydrouridine synthase activity. The transcript has 15 exons. Gene Ontology annotation, biological process: tRNA processing. The record is from RefSeq and is a predicted model, not a curated record. NCBI's taxonomy places the organism in Eukaryota, Metazoa, Chordata, Leptocardii, Amphioxiformes, Branchiostomatidae. The coding region runs from base 146 to 1816 and encodes 556 amino acids.